Messenger RNA from Drosophila montana, 1659 nucleotides. It is a transcript of the gene Ran, whose product is annotated as RAN, member RAS oncogene family. Gene Ontology annotation, cellular component: nucleus; cytoplasm. Gene Ontology annotation, molecular function: GTP binding; GTPase activity. The record is from RefSeq and is a predicted model, not a curated record. The transcript is spliced from 3 exons. Bases 265 to 915 code for a protein of 216 amino acids. NCBI's taxonomy places the organism in Eukaryota, Metazoa, Arthropoda, Insecta, Diptera, Drosophilidae. Gene Ontology annotation, biological process: ribosomal subunit export from nucleus; protein import into nucleus.
UGUUAGUUGCAAACAGGAUCACGAGAAAAAAGUAAGGUUGAUGCGAAGUAAUACUCGAUAAGAGAAGCAAUACCUUUGUCAUUUCUGUGUCCGUGCUGUUGAAAGAAACAUUUAGUCUGUGUGCUCUUGCUAAUUGUUGAAACAAAAAGAAAGCCAGCAUAAAACAGCAGCAGCAACUCCAGAGGACCGUGUGUGAAUUGUAAUUUUGUACAGUGCUGUAGAGCAUAACUUGAAAGAAGCACAACAAUAACAACAGCAGGCAACAUGGCUCAGGAAGUACAGGAUAUGCCCACAUUCAAGUGCGUGCUGGUCGGCGAUGGUGGCACCGGCAAAACAACGUUCGUCAAACGUCACAUGACCGGCGAAUUUGAAAAGAAAUAUGUUGCCACACUGGGCGUUGAGGUGCAUCCAUUGAUCUUUCACACCAAUCGAGGCGCCAUCCGUUUCAAUGUGUGGGACACAGCCGGACAGGAGAAAUUUGGCGGUUUGCGCGAUGGCUAUUACAUACAGGGACAAUGUGCCGUCAUUAUGUUUGAUGUAACAUCGCGUGUCACCUACAAGAAUGUGCCCAACUGGCAUAGGGAUCUGGUGCGUGUCUGCGAGAAUAUACCCAUUGUCCUUUGUGGCAAUAAAGUUGAUAUCAAGGAUCGUAAGGUCAAGGCCAAAAGCAUUGUGUUUCACCGAAAGAAAAACUUGCAGUACUACGACAUCUCUGCCAAAUCGAAUUACAACUUUGAGAAACCAUUCCUUUGGCUGGCCCGCAAGCUGGUCGGCGAUCCAAAUCUGGAGUUUGUGGCAAUGCCGGCACUGCUGCCACCGGAGGUCAAAAUGGAUAAAGACUGGCAGCUGCAAAUUGAGCGCGACUUGCAGGAGGCGCAGGCGACCGCCUUGCCCGAUGAGGAUGAGGAUCUAUAAGCUAUAGCUCUAUACAGAAUAUAAACAAUAAAUGAAUGAAGAAAUGCAAACAAACAGCAGACAACAGGGUUAACUAACAAUAGCAACAGCAACAGCAACAUCAGCAAGCUAAGCGAUAAAACAACAGCAGAACUGCAGCGCCGGGAUUACCAUAAGCAGCACCCACACUCACAAACCCCCCCCGCCCCUACACACCUACACUCACACACAGGCACACACACAGAGAGAGAGCAUAACUCUGGCCCCAAAUUAUUAUUAUCAUAUUGUGUAAUUACGAUUUUCGUUUAAUUUUUUUUUUUUUUUUUGUUUUUCAACUCUGCUGUCUGGUGGCAUGACAAAAUUUUGGUGGCACGCAGCAGAAUUAUGUUUUAACAGAAACUUAAAAAAAAAAAAAAAGCUUAUAUAACAUAAAAGAAAAAAAGGGAAAAAUUUGAAGAAGAAGAAGAAGAAACUAUAUAAAUAUCCAGAAUUAAUUAAGAGAAUUAAGCGUUGGUCAACGGCAGCCCAAGACACACAACUGCUGAACAGAUAUGGCUUAGAGUAAUUGUGAAAUUGACAAACUCUAAGGCAACAUUGAAACCACAACAACAACAAAGUAACAACAACAACAACAAAGUAACAACAAAUACAUCAGCAGCAGCAACAACAAAUAAAAACAAAUAAUUAUUGCGAUUAAAUGGAUAAAUAAAUAGCUAAGAGAAAUAAAAACGAAACCAGAAAGAACUAAAACGGUAUACCAAGAAA